AAAGGUAGGGCUGGCGAGCUAUAAACAGCCGCUUCCUCUCAGCUGCCGAGUGUGAGAGAAACCGAGAGGGAGAGAAAAGAUGGUGUCGUUGAAGCUCCAGAAGCGGCUUUCCGCUAGCGUUCUCAAGUGCGGGAAGGGCAAGGUUUGGCUUGAUCCAAAUGAAGUCAACGAAAUCUCCAUGGCCAACUCUCGUCAAAACAUUAGGAAGCUGGUUAAGGAUGGUUUCAUCAUCAGGAAGCCAACAAAGAUUCACUCUCGCUCUCGUGCCCGUCGCAUGAAGGAAGCCAAGAGAAAGGGAAGACACUCUGGAUAUGGUAAGCGCAAGGGUACAAGGGAGGCUAGGCUGCCAACUAAGGUUCUCUGGAUGAGAAGAAUGCGUGUCCUCAGGCGUUUGCUCCGUAAGUACAGGGAGUCAAAGAAGAUUGACAAGCACAUGUACCAUGACAUGUACAUGAAGGUGAAGGGUAAUGUCUUCAAGAACAAGAGAGUUCUUAUGGAGAGCAUUCACAAGUCAAAGGCUGAGAAAGCAAGAGAGAAGACUUUGUCUGACCAGUUUGAGGCUAAGAGGGCAAAGAACAAGGCCAGCAGAGAAAGGAAAUUUGCCAGGAGGGAGGAACGGUUGGCCCAGGGACCUGGGGCAGAGAAGCCUGUACCUCCACCACCUGCUGCUGCUGCUGCACCUCAACCAGCCCAGGGGGCUAAGAAAUCGAAGAAGUAAGGACCUGAUUAAGAGCUCCAAGGAUUCAUGACUUUAGGUCGUCAUGGUGUCCUUGGUGUUAGUUUUGUUCAUUUUGUGUGAUUUUCGUUGUUUUGGACCUUGUUACUCUAUAUAUCUUUUAGAUUGAUGAUGAACAUAUUUGAACUUGGCAAUCAACUUUUAUUUAUUGGUA
Molecule: messenger RNA, 890 nt
Organism: Populus nigra (black poplar)
Lineage: Eukaryota; Viridiplantae; Streptophyta; Magnoliopsida; Malpighiales; Salicaceae
Product: large ribosomal subunit protein eL19y-like
Exons: 5
Coding region: 80-718 (212 amino acids)
Biological process (GO): translation
Cellular component (GO): cytosolic large ribosomal subunit; ribosome
Molecular function (GO): RNA binding; structural constituent of ribosome
Source: RefSeq, a predicted model, not a curated record